Messenger RNA from Suillus bovinus, 585 nucleotides. Its product is annotated as WD40-repeat-containing domain protein. NCBI's taxonomy places the organism in Eukaryota, Fungi, Basidiomycota, Agaricomycetes, Boletales, Suillaceae. The record is from RefSeq and is a predicted model, not a curated record. Gene Ontology annotation, cellular component: nuclear pore outer ring. Gene Ontology annotation, molecular function: protein binding. The transcript is spliced from 3 exons. The annotation marks the transcript as partial.
UACAUCCAUACUCGCACCCUCAGUGAGGGGCACAGUGACAGCAUUAACUCCCUUGCUUUUUCUCAUUGCGGAAAGUAUCUCGCCAGUGGCAGUGAUGAUAAAUGUGUCAUCAUAUGGAGGCUGGAUGAUGGCUCCAUCUUGUACCACCUUCUUCUCGAUUCCUCAGUGACUGUCGUAUUCUGGCAUCCAGCACUGAGAGAUACUGUUAUAAUUGGGUGUGAGGACGGUAAUCUUGCUAAUCUCAUAUCAUUGCAAUCCAAGGACAAUUUCUCCCACAAAGAUUUUGACCUAGGAGUCGACGGGCCUGUACACUGCUUGGAGUAUGAUACAGAUACCAGAUGUUUUGCACUUAGCAUUGGCCAUCACGUCUACAUCGCGCAUGAGUCUCGCGAGUGCCAGUUCCUUGCUUCACGAGUCUCAUUCAAGGUCCCUCAACCGUCGGAGGAAUCAACUGGUGACAACGCCCAACCCGUUCGAGCAAGAGGGCUUCAUUUUCACAAGAACGGAACAACAUCAAUGCUAAUUGUAUCAUACCUCCAUCACAGAGUCAUGUGGGUGCUCUGUCAUCACGCUCUUCUUCGCUUG